Molecule: messenger RNA, 2311 nt
Organism: Ochlerotatus camptorhynchus
Lineage: Eukaryota; Metazoa; Arthropoda; Insecta; Diptera; Culicidae
Product: ATP-dependent RNA helicase vasa
Exons: 5
Coding region: 175-2052 (625 amino acids)
Biological process (GO): gamete generation; cell differentiation
Cellular component (GO): P granule; nucleus
Molecular function (GO): RNA helicase activity; ATP binding; RNA binding
Source: RefSeq, a predicted model, not a curated record
ACAAACGUCAGCACAUUAUUUGUUCCCGCCAGUAGCAUACCCCGCAUUGCAGUGUUUUGUGCAAGAUCAGCUAUCAGAUUCCCGGAAAGCACACGAUGAUGGUUCACAAGUUAUAAGAUCGAGUCAUUUAAACUUGAAAACUUCGCGCGUACUGAUUUGUAAGUCUGUACCAUCAUGAGCGAGUGGGACGACGACACCGGCACUUCGUUCAGUCAGUCGAAUUACCGGGGCGCAGAGGACAACCAGGACUCUGGUUAUUCUGAUAACCGUCGUGGCGGAGGUGGCUUCAGAGGCAGAGGAGGGCGUGGCGGUCGUGGAGGCCGUGGAGGUCGCGGUGGUGGUUAUGGAGGUAGCCGCGAAAACGGAGAUGAAAAUGGUGAUGGUUUCGCGGACGAUUCGAACGGCUAUGAAAACGGUUUUGGGGGCGGCGAUAGAGGAGGGUUCCGUGGACGCGGUCGCGGAGGCCGCGGCGGUCGUGGAGGAAGAGGCGGAGGUCGUAGCGAUUUCGGUGGAGGUGACAACAAUGAAGAAAAUGGCUUCGGAGGCCGUGGAGGUGGCGGAUUCAGAUCCCGCAACAGAGAUGAUAAUGAUGACAACAACAAUGAGGCAGGAGACGAUCAGGUUAAGACGGAAAAGCCAAGAGAAUUGUACAUUCCUCCGGCCCCCACCGAAGAUGAAACCGAAAUGUUCGGAUCCGGAAUCAGUUCCGGAAUCAACUUUGACAAGUUCGAUGACAUCAAGGUCAAUGUAACAGGAGAAAAUCCGCCGAACCCGAUCAAAUCGUUCAGUGAGUCGGGACUGCGUGAUUAUCUGCUGAACAAUGUGCGGAAAUCGAACUACACGAAACCGACUCCUAUCCAGAAGUACGCCAUUCCGACUAUUAUGGACAAGAGGGAUUUGAUGGCCUGUGCCCAGACUGGCUCUGGAAAAACGGCCGCAUUUCUGUUGCCAAUGAUCAACACACUGCUGAACGAUAAUGACGACAUGGUUCCCGGAAAUCCGUUCGUGGUAAUCAUUGCACCAACCCGCGAGUUGGCAUUGCAGAUUUUCAAUGAAGCUCGCAAAUUCGCCUUGGGAACCGUUUUGAAGGUUUGUGUUGCUUACGGUGGCACUGCUACCCGACACCAGAUGGACAACAUCAACAACGGUUGCCACAUCCUGGUUGCCACGCCCGGUCGAUUGUUGGAUUUCGUCGACAAACAAGUGGUGACGUUUGAGCGGAUCAAGUUUGUUGUACUGGACGAAGCGGAUCGUAUGCUCGACAUGGGUUUCAUGCCGUCGGUCGAGAAAAUGAUGAACCACGAAACGAUGCGUCCGAAGGAGUCAAGGCAGACGUUGAUGUUCUCCGCUACGUUCCCUGGUGAAAUUCAGGAGCUCGCGGGGCAAUUCCUUAACAACUACGUUUUCGUAGCGGUUGGAAUCGUAGGCGGCGCUAGCACUGACGUGGAGCAGACUGUUCAUCAGGUGACCAGGUUCCAGAAACGUAAGAAGCUCGAAGAAUUGCUGGAGAGUUCCGAACCCAAGGGCACGCUGGUUUUCGUUGAAACAAAACGUAAUGCUGACUACCUGGCGUCGUUGCUGUCGGAAACGAAGUUUCCCACCACGUCGAUUCACGGUGAUCGCUUGCAGCGGGAACGUGAAGAAGCCUUGCGUGAUUUCAAAUCCGGGAAAAUGUACAUACUAAUUGCUACUUCGGUAGCCGCUCGAGGACUGGACAUCAAGAACGUAUCCCACGUGAUCAACUACGAUCUGCCCAAGAGUAUUGAUGAUUACGUUCAUCGCAUCGGAAGAACUGGCCGUGUUGGCAAUAAGGGCAGGGCCACAAGCUUCUACGACAUGGAAGCUGAUGCUGGCAUUGCAGCGGAUCUCGUUAAGAUUUUAACCCAAGCCGGACAGAAUGUGCCUGAAUUCCUGGAAGGAAUGUCUACAGGAGGAGGUUCCUUCGGCGGUGGCAACCAGUUCGGUGGACUGGAUAUCCGUUCCCGUGAUGCUGGCGGUUCCCGUGCUGACGCUCAACCCGCGCAGAUGGAACCGGAAGAAGAGUGGGGUUAAGUCAGACAACUAUGGUAUAUGGUUGAAUAAGAAAUAGACUGGAUUUUUUUUAUUCAUUUUUUUUAUAAACGAUUUUCACCUAACUUAAGUGCAGAUGGAUAGGCAACUUGAGUAAGCUUGAGUAAUUACAAUUUCUGUUUUUUAAGUACGUUCUUGUGAAGGACGUAAUGACCAUCUUCAUAAUCGAGAACUGUUGAAAUAUAAGAAAAUUGUCCUGAACAAUUUUCGGAAGCAUCUGACAGCAAAAUAAAAACCUGUA